Penicillium canariense is the source of this 1002-nucleotide messenger RNA. RefSeq names its product 2EXR domain-containing protein. NCBI's taxonomy places the organism in Eukaryota, Fungi, Ascomycota, Eurotiomycetes, Eurotiales, Aspergillaceae. The coding region runs from base 1 to 1002 and encodes 333 amino acids. The transcript has a single exon. The record is from RefSeq and is a predicted model, not a curated record.
AUGGCGAGUUCAACGGUCAUCGGUGCAUUUCCGCGCUUUCCGGACCUUCCGGCAGAGAUACGACUCAUGAUCUGGCGUGAAUGUUUACCACAUCGAGUUCACGAGCUGGAUUCAGACGAGUUUUAUGCCACAGGCCCAGGAGGCUUUGCACGCGUGUGCGGUCUUCUAAUGACCACGCAAAUGAAUCAUAGGCCGCCAGCCAUCUCCCGCGUAUGUCGCGAGUCUCGCGUUGUGGCUUUGCAAAAUCGUGUCAGGCUCCCGUACGAAGAAAUGCUCGAAGAAGCUUUUUGGGCAUCUGAAACGAUUCUUGACGGCAUGAUUGACCCGUCCCGAGAUAGCGUACACCUCAACUGGGAACCUUGGGAUGAAAGAUUCGAAGGUGAGGGAUAUUAUCUGGAUUAUCUUGCCUGGCACGCCGCCAAUUCACAGGGCGGGUCCGUGGGAUAUGAAAGUAUAGACCACGAGGAUGUUGCGUUUCUAGACUCAAUAUCCAAUCUCGUGAUUGUCAUGAGAAAGAUCAUAAUACACGCCACCUCCGAAUAUGGCGCAAGAACGGGCCUUUUCGGACUAUUAGGGGAUGCACCAGUUCAACUUGUUGACCUUUCUAACGAAAAGAGACUCAAAGCCUACUUUGAUUUGGCGGAGGAAACGCAGAAGAAGGGCCAUGUUACAUUUGCCCAGGACUUGCACAGAAAGCCCUGCGAGGUUCUCGAAGAGGAAUUCCAAAAAAUCAUGGGUCGCAAAUACCAACGACCAUUCGGCCUGAGGCCGGGAGAAAUGCCUCCCAAGCUACCGCCCCUGCGUGGCGCAAUCAUGUUCAGACUGUGCACCGAUAUGUGUAACAAUUCAGAAGAUGCUGAAGAAGGCUUCCGUCCAUUGCCGGGAACCACAUGGAUUCCACCAAUUCAAACACAAGGGCGAGGGCGAGGGGGAUUACGCGGAGGACCCAUCGGGUCUCCUUUUCGGAUGAGGGGCCGUCUCAGAAACAAGAUUGUUGCUUAG